Molecule: messenger RNA, 1152 nt
Organism: Contarinia nasturtii (swede midge)
Lineage: Eukaryota; Metazoa; Arthropoda; Insecta; Diptera; Cecidomyiidae
Gene: sosie
Exons: 5
Coding region: 474-1037 (187 amino acids)
Source: RefSeq, a predicted model, not a curated record
AAUUUCACUUUUCUCGUGGUUUUCCAUUAAGACGGAUGUGUUUUGUUUAUUGUGCGCUUGCAAAAGAAACGAAAUUACCCUAUUUCACGAGCGAAUACGAUUCUGAUUUCGAACGAUCAAAGCAAACAACGUAACGGUUUUUUUUCUGUUGUUAUUCGAAUCAAAGCAUUACUUCGGUUGUUUUAAAAUUAAAAAUCAAAUAUCGCAGUAAUAAUCUUAAUACGUUAAAAACAUGUGGAUUUUAAUGACGGAGUAAUUGAAUAUUUGUGUAUUAAUUUAAACAGAUGUGAUUUUUUAUUCGAUCAUUAAGUUACGUGAGUUUAUUUGGAACAGAUUUAUAGGGAUUAGUCAAUUAAAAAAACAAUCCAAAGGCAAUUCUUACAUACUUUUUAAAGGAAAAAAAGUCAAACGAGUGACUUCGGAAUUUUCAUUCAGAAAAAUAAAAGAAUAAAAAUAUAAACACAUAUAUAAUAAUGGAGCCACUUAAACGAUUCACACAAUGUGGAAGCCUGACCAUGCUGUUUGCCGUUUUCAUAGUAUUGUUUGGUGUAAGCUCAACAGCACUAACAACAUUCGGUAAAAGUCCACAAAAUCCACCGCCGCCACCACCACCACCCACAGUUAAAGCACGUGAGUGUUCAUCACAAAGUGAUUGUGCUUCCAUAUCACACACCAGCUGUGUGCGUGAUGGUGUGGAAAAAACAACAAGAUGUCUAUGCGGAAACAACAAAGCACCACAAAACGGGCAAUGUGCGGAUACUGUAAAACAAUUGCGUCAUGUGUGCAACGACGAUGCGCAAUGUGGUGACGAACUGGUUUGUGGUUUUGAAAAUGCCACAAAAACAACCGGAUUUAAUCGAAAUCCAAGCGCAAUAACACCCAUCAAAAUCUGUUUAUGUGACGAAAUCUCCGGCUUCACGGAAGACAUCGAAGAUAAUACUUGCAAUGAUUCCGGUCGUCUUUUCGCGGGUAUUUUCGUUCCAUUGGCAUCAAUGAUCCUAGGAGUAAUUGCAUCGAGAAGACAAUCGAUAUAUUAAUCAAUGUAGCGAAGAAAAUGAAUCUUAUUCCAUUAAAUUAGUUAAAGUUAUUUAAAAGCUCUUAUUUUCUUUAAAAUUCACAGCACCUACAAAUAAAAUAGUAUCAAAAUACACA